AGGCAGCGCACUUGUAAGAACAGAUGGCGACUGCGCGCAGAAAACCUUUGCAAAGCAGGCAAGUGGGGUCUCUUCUCCUUUUUCUGUGCGUGUCUGUGGGGGGCGCGGCAACCAUCCGCUAUUCCGUGGCAGAGGAAAUGGAGAGCGGCUCAUUUGUAGCAAACGUGGCUAAGGAUCUAGGGCUGGAGGUGGGGAAACUGGCCGCGCGAGGGGCGCGGCUAGUUUCCGAGGGCAACAAAUUGCAUUUCCGGCUCCACCGCAAGACAGGGGAUUUGUUCGUGAAGGAGAAACUGGAUCGAGAAUCACUUUGUGGCAAAGCCGACCCGUGCGUUCUGCACUUUGAAAUCGUCCUGGUGGAGCCGCUGCAGUCCUUUCGCGCCGAGGUCAGGGUGUUUGAUAUCAAUGACAAUGCCCCUAUUUUCCUAAACAAGGAGCCGCUUUUAAAGAUUCCAGAGAGCACCCCCUUGGGUUCACGUUUUCCUCUGCAGAGCGCCCAGGAUCUGGACGUGGGCCUCAAUGGUCUCCAAAACUACACCCUGAGCUCCAACGCCUAUUUUCACCUGCACACCCGCUUCCGCAGCCACGGGCCCAAAUAUGCAGAACUGGUGCUAGAUAAACCCCUGGACAGAGAAGAGCAGCCUGAAGUCAACUUGACCAUCACUGCGGUGGACGGAGGGUCCCCGCCCAAGUCUGGCACCGCCCACAUCCGCGUGUUGGUUCUAGACGUCAAUGACCACGUGCCCCAAUUCUCAAGACUGGUAUAUCGAGCUCAGGUACCUGAGAACAGCGCCACUGGUUCUCUAGUGGCCACGGUGACAGCCACGGACCUAGACGAAGGCACCAACAAGAAAAUAACUUACUCUUUAGCUCAAAACCCAGAAGCAAUUCUGCAGACAUUUCAGAUUGACCCUGAAAAUGGGGAGGUUCGACUCCGAGGGCCGGUAGAUUUUGAAACUGUUGAAACAUAUGACAUUGACAUUCAAGCUACCGAUGGAGGAGGCCUCUCUGCCCACAGCAAAGUCCUGGUAGAAGUGGUGGAUGUGAACGAUAAUCCUCCUGAAGUGAUGGUCUCCUCUGUGUCUAGUCCUCUCCCUGAAGACUCGCCAUUACAGACUGUAGUGGCCCUUUUCACCAUCCGAGACCGGGACGUCCGAGUGGGAGGAAAAAUCACCUGCUUUCUUGGAGAAGACUUUCCCUUUGUGGUGAAACCUACAUUUCGCAAUUCUUACUCGCUGGUCACUGAUAGAGGCUUGGAUAGAGAGGAGGUCUCCGGCUAUAAUAUCACGCUUGUCGCCAUGGAUACUGGACCACCCAGCCUGUCUACAGAGACUGUGAUAGAGGUGCUGAUAUCUGACAUUAAUGACAAUCCCCCAGUAUUUCAGGAAAACGCCUACAUCUUGACUGUCCGAGAAAACAACAGCCCUGCGAUUUUCAUUGGCAAAGUCCAUGCUGAGGAUCUAGAUUUGGGUGAGAAUGCUCAAAUAACAUAUUCUCUGCUACCUCCAAAGAGUGGAGAUCUAUCAGUCUUCGCGUACAUUUCCAUAAAUUCAGACAAUGGGAAGCUCUAUGCUCUGAGAACCAUGGAUUACGAGGCCAUUCAAGAUUUUCAGUUUGUGGUAAAGGCAACUGAUGGGGGCUUCCCAACACUAAGUAGUCAAGUGACUGUCAGAGUGGUUGUCCUGGACGACAAUGACAAUCGGCCAAUGAUCUUGUAUCCACUGCAGAAUGGCACCUUGCCUUGCAAUGACCUGGUACCCAGGUCUGCAGAGGCAGGCUACCUGGUGACCAAAGUGGUAGCUGUGGAUGGUGACUCAGGCCAAAAUUCUUGGCUUUCAUACCAUCUGCUUAAGGCCACUGACCUUGGGUUAUUUUCUGUUCAGCGACAAAAUGGGGAAAUCCGUACAUUGCGGCAGAUAUCUGAGAGAGACUCCAUGAUGCAGAAAUUGAUCAUUCUUGUGCAGGAUCAUGGCCAACCAGCUCUCUCUACUACUGCCUCCCUCAACAUCCUGCUGGUAGAUGGCUUUUCAGAGCCCUACCUGCAGUUCCGGGAUCCAUCAAAGCAUCCUAGAAAGGUAAAUCCAUCCACUAAAUACUUGGUUAUUUCUCUGGCUGUGCUUUCCUUUCUCUUUCUCCUCUCUGUCACGUUGAUCUCCAUUAUACACAUCUACCAGAAGAUUAAGAAUCGAGAAAAGUUCACAAUUCAAGAGCAUUUUUAUGAUGACUGUAAUUUCCCUAACAAUUUGGUACAAGGAGGGCGCAAUGGAUCCUUAUCCCAGCCUUGUUCUUAUGAAAUGUGCUCGGUCACUGGCACUGGCAACAGUGAGUUCCGGUUUCUUAAGCGCUUUAUGCCUAACUUCCCUUUCCCCCAAGGCACUGGAGAUGUAAAAACUGGGACUAGCUCCUGUUCACCUUCAGAUUCUGAAAGAAACAGGCCUCGGGGGUCAGAGGAUCGUGCCCGGGUAUCUGAUGACUACAUGUAG
Messenger RNA from Tupaia belangeri chinensis (Chinese tree shrew), 2480 nucleotides. It is a transcript of the gene PCDHB1, whose product is annotated as protocadherin beta 1. Gene Ontology annotation, molecular function: calcium ion binding. The transcript has a single exon. Gene Ontology annotation, biological process: homophilic cell-cell adhesion. The coding region runs from base 24 to 2480 and encodes 818 amino acids. Lineage: Eukaryota; Metazoa; Chordata; Mammalia; Scandentia; Tupaiidae. Gene Ontology annotation, cellular component: plasma membrane. The record is from RefSeq and is a predicted model, not a curated record.